UUUGUGUUUUGUCAGAAUUAAUGAGAAAAGUUCCCUUGCCCUAGGGGUAAUUAGUGUCCUUGGAGUUAAAUAAGCUAAUACUUAGACACCUCUGGCACAAGCAAUUAUGUUUGUGUAUUGAAUAAUUGAUUCAAAGAGGGGGGAAGGGCUGCUAAUCAGAUCUGAGCAUAAUGAAUUGAUUUAAUUAACAGGGGAAUCCGAGGGUCUCUGGAAACUGCGCGCAUUUAUUCAGUAGCAGCAGAGGCGAGCGCGGCACAUAAACUGGGAGAGAGGCGGCGUGAGUUUGCUUUUAGCAGUUGUCAGAUUUGCAAUUGGAUUUGUUUGAAUAUAGUUGCUGUCUUGGAGCAAAUGAGAGCGAGAAAGAGAGAAUAUUAACAGCGAAGGAGAGCUCAGCCGUUCAGUCUGAGCGUCUGGUCCGUCCGUGUGUGCACAGUUACAGAUAGGCGACACUAGAUUUAUAUCGCUUUUCAUUGUUUUGCCUUUUUUAUUCGCAUGGAAUUUAUCAAGAGCAACCAACGCUGUUUGAUCGCUAUUUAUUUUCAUUACAGUUCAGUCCGGAUAGGGGGAUCUCGCCGUGUAUCUCGCCGUAUUCCGUGUAUGAAUUAUUAUUGAUAGGAGGAGAAAAGAAAACGUGCACACGGCAAUUCAUCUUUCCAGGGUUUUGGUUUAUCGAGGCGUAGUCUAGUCAACCGCGCGUUUCAAAGCCAUUUCCAGGAGAAGCUCUGAGCAGACCGAGCAGUGCAGCCUGCUGGAGCCGAGGACGGAUCGCCCGGGGAAGGACUCCUCGUUCCUCAGGACGAUGGUGUUGGACAAGGAAGAGGGUGUGCCGAUGCUCUCCGUCCAGCCCAAAGGGAAACAGAAGGGGUGUGCUGGCUGCAAUCGCAAGAUUAAAGACCGCUACCUGCUCAAGGCCCUGGACAAAUACUGGCAUGAGGACUGUCUCAAAUGUGCCUGCUGUGACUGCCGCCUGGGGGAGGUGGGCUCCACCCUCUAUACGAAAGCCAACCUCAUCCUCUGUCGCAGGGACUACCUGAGGCUCUUUGGUACAACGGGGAACUGUGCAGCCUGCAGUAAACUGAUCCCAGCCUUUGAAAUGGUGAUGAGAGCCAGAGAUAAUGUUUACCAUUUGGACUGUUUUGCCUGUCAGCUUUGUAACCAGAGGUUUUGCGUGGGGGACAAGUUUUUCCUAAAAAACAACAUGAUUUUGUGUCAAAUGGACUAUGAGGAGGGCCAGCUGAAUGGGAGCUUUGAGACACAGGUUCAAUAGUUGGAACCUCGUGGCAGCAACAAUCGGCUCCACACUUUACACACGAGAUGGAUGUUCUGCUGCACUUGGAAAAAAGACAAGCGUCUGUCUGCUUGCCUGCAAUACUUUUUAAGACCCCUUUAUCAGUCCCUAAGGACUCUAUUGUAAAUGUUCAACUUUUUGCCCCUCCCACACCCCAACACUGAGCAGUUACACAUUUUGAUGUACAGUUGUGCCUGCUUAGCUGAGCACUGUAUUGCUUGUAUGUUUUGUGAAAUUUGUUUCCGGUUGGUUUUAUUUUCCUUUUAGAAAUGGUUCAUUGGAGGGUAUGUACAGUCUGUUUUCUCUGUAUAUAUAAACUGGAACAUUUAUUUUAUGAAAUGUAAUGCAAUUUUAUUACUAGUGUGAAUUAAAGAUUCUUAAAUGUU
Molecule: messenger RNA, 1674 nt
Organism: Cottoperca gobio
Lineage: Eukaryota; Metazoa; Chordata; Actinopteri; Perciformes; Bovichtidae
Gene: lmo1
Product: LIM domain only 1
Exons: 4
Coding region: 800-1267 (155 amino acids)
Biological process (GO): positive regulation of transcription by RNA polymerase II
Cellular component (GO): nucleus
Molecular function (GO): DNA-binding transcription factor binding; transcription coactivator activity
Source: RefSeq, a predicted model, not a curated record